CUUGUCGAGAAAUUAUUCUUUUGACAUGUGAUUUACCUAGGUCACAGCUGUGACGUACUUCGGGGGAACUCUGGUUUGUUUACAUGCAGCAAUACCUUCACUGCACAGCCGCCGCCGUAGUUAGUUCACGAUCCUAAAGCGGCGAGAAAUAUAAACAAUGCAGCGAAUAUCUAAAUUGUUUCAACCAGCUUUAAUUAUUCCGAAAAAUGCAUCCAUUAAAUCACAGGACAUCACUUCCAAAAGUCAAAGGCUUAUGCUAGAGCAAGGACUCAUCCGACAGGCGGGAAAUGGAACGUUUUAUCUACUGCCGCUCUUGCAACGAUCACUGCAGAAAGCAAUCAAUCUAAUAGACCGGCAUAUGGAAAUGAUUGGAGCACAAAAGCUAACACUUCCACUGCUUACAUCGGCGGAACUGUGGAAGAAAAGUGGUCGAUUAGGUUCGAGCGCGAGUGGAACGCCAACAGAAUUGCUGCAAACUACCGAUCGUCACGGAAAGGUGCAAAUUUUAGGACCGACACACGAAGAAUCAAUAACUUCGCUGCUUGCUGCCAUAUCACCGAUUACCUAUCGUCAGUUUCCGCUCCGGCUGUACCAAAUAUCAACCAAAUUCCGGGAUGAAAUGAAACCGCGGUUUGGGUUGAUGCGAGCUAAAGAGUUUCUCAUGAAGGAUCUUUACACUUUCGACGUGGAUCGUGAUUGCUGCCAAACGACGUACAAGGCAGUGAACGAAGCGUACGACAGAAUAUUUAGCGAAAUAGGAGUGCCAUUCGUUAAGGUGGCCGGAGACAGCGGAACGAUGGGUGGUUCGAUUUCACACGAGUAUCACUUCCCCAGCGAGUUGGGAGAAGAUCAAUUGCUUCAAUGUGCCCGCUGCGGUAUGCACUCAAACGCUGAGCUUUUUCCAACGCUAGUCCAACGAUGCAAAAACUGUGACGGAAGCGAAAUUCUCGAACGGCAGGCAGGCAUAGAGGUGGCACAUGCAUUCAUCCUUGAGGAUCGAUACUCAAAGGCGCUGGGUGCGACGUGUCUGCAGACCAAUGGGAAACCCGUGCCCUUGCAGAUGGGAUGCUAUGGUAUUGGAGUUACUCGUCUAAUAGCCGCCGCUGUAGAGGUCCUUUCGAAUGAAAAGGAAAUCCGAUGGCCGGCUGCACUAGCACCGUACCGUGUUUGCAUCAUUACCCCAAAGGCAGGAAGUAAGGAAGAAUCGCAAGCAACUCCGUGGGUUGUAAAACUGUACAACGAUUUGCAACUGAUGAAGCACUGCGAAGGAGAAGUAAUAGUGGAUGACCGCACGCAACUUACCAUCGGCAAACGACUGUUGGAUGCACGGAAAACGGGAUAUCCCAUCAUCGUGGUUGUGGGAUCAAAAGCUAUCGACGAGGAGGUUUUCGAGGUGCACAAUCUAGUUACGGCUGAAGAGCUAAAUCUAUCGUACAGCGACACCUUGACUACAAUAGGUAAAUCUCUUUCAACCGCAAAUCUGAAACGGAUCGCUGCAGAAAACCAUGGCAACAAAGCUGCACAGGAGCUGUAACAUAGUGGGGUGCGGUUAUUUAUUAAACAAACUCCUGCAGUAAUCCGCUAACGCGGGUCAGAAAGUAGGCCUUUACAAUAAACGCUAAAAUUACGAUCAAACAGGAA
Messenger RNA from Anopheles funestus (African malaria mosquito), 1641 nucleotides. RefSeq names its product probable proline--tRNA ligase, mitochondrial (gene ProRS-m). Gene Ontology annotation, molecular function: ATP binding; proline-tRNA ligase activity. The coding region runs from base 158 to 1534 and encodes 458 amino acids. The transcript has 3 exons. Gene Ontology annotation, cellular component: mitochondrion; cytoplasm. NCBI's taxonomy places the organism in Eukaryota, Metazoa, Arthropoda, Insecta, Diptera, Culicidae. Gene Ontology annotation, biological process: prolyl-tRNA aminoacylation. The record is from RefSeq and is a predicted model, not a curated record.